AUGCUAACAAUGGAUAAGUGCAAACACAUUGGGCAGUUGCACCUUGCUCAAGACCAUUCCAUUCUCAACCCUCAGAAGUGGCAUUGUGUGGACUGCAAUACAACUGAGUCGAUCUGGGCUUGCCUUAGCUGUUCCCACGUCGCCUGUGGAAGAUAUAUUGAAGAACAUGCACUCAAGCACUUUCAAGAAAGCAGUCAUCCUGCCGCACUAGAGGUGAAUGAUAUGUAUGUUUUUUGUUACCUUUGUGAUGAUUAUGUUCUUAAUGAUAAUGCAAGUGGAGACCUGAAGUUACUACGAAGUACAUUAAGUGCAAUCAAAAGUCAAAAUUAUCACUACACCACUCGUAGUGGAAGGGUUUUACGAUCUAUGAGUAUAAGUGAUGAUUCUUAUUUCUUGCAUGAUGGUGCCCAAUCUCAGCUUCGAAAUGAAAAUCAAAUGUAUACUGCUCUUUGGCACAGGAGAAGGAUCCUACUGGGUAAAAGUUUUCGAAUUUGGUUUGAACAGUCACCCAUUGGAAGAAAAAGGCAAGAAGAACAAUUUCAGGAAAAAACAGAAAAAAGAGAAGUUAAGAAAAGACGGCAAGAAUUAGAGCAUCAAGUUAAAGCAGAACUGGAAAAUACGCCUCCGAGAAAGAGUCUACGUUUGCAAGGUCUACCUCUGUCCACAUUAGAAAUAGUUCCUAUUCAAGAACCUCUACAAAUGCCAGCAUCGCCAGCAUCACCAGCAAAAGAUAAAGUGUUAUCUACCUCAGAAGAUGUAAGAUUGAAAAAAAACAGUGACCCCUCAAUUAAACAAAGGCCAACUGUAACUCCUGGUGUAACAGGAUUAAGAAAUUUGGGAAAUACUUGCUAUAUGAAUUCUGUUCUUCAAGUAUUGAGUCAUUUACUUAUUUUUCGACAAUGUUUUUUAAAACUUGAUCUGAACCAAUGGCUGUCUGUGACAGCUAAUGAAAAGACAAGAUCAUCUUAUAAGCAUCUGCCAGUCGCAGAUGCAGUAUAUCAAAUGAAUGAAUGCCAAGAAAAUGAUAUAAGCUCUGUUUACUCCAGACACCUAAGUUUAUCAUCCAGACUAAGUGGUGGAACAUCAAAGGGUAGAAAGAUGGAACUUAUUCAACCAAGGGAGUCAAGUUCACCAUAUAUUUCUCUCUGUCAUGAAUUGCAUACUUUGUUCCAAGUCAUGUGGUCUGGAAAGUGGACCUUGGUCUCACCAUUUGCUAUGCUACACUCAGUGUGGAGACUGAUUCCUGCUUUUCGUGGUUAUGCCCAACAAGAUGCUCAGGAAUUUCUUUGUGAACUUUUGGAUAAAGUACAACAUGAACUAGAGACAACUGGUACCAGGUUAUUAGCUCUCAUCCCCACUUCUCAAAGGAAACUUAUCAAACAGGUUUUGAAUGUUGUGAAUAACAUUUUUCAUGGACAACUUGUUAGUCAGGUUACAUGUCUUGCAUGUGACAAUAAAUCAAAUACCAUAGAACCUUUCUGGGACUUGUCACUGGAAUUCCCUGAAAGAUACCAAUGCAAUGGAAAAGAUAUUGCUUCUCAGCCAUGCCUGGUUACUGAAAUGUUGGCCAAAUUCACAGAAACAGAAGCUUUAGAGGGAAAAAUCUAUGUAUGUGACCAGUGUAACUCAAAGCGUAGAAGGUUUUCUUCAAAACCAGUUGUACUCACAGAAGCCCAAAAACAGCUUAUGAUUUGCCACCUACCUCAAAUUCUCAGACUACAUCUCAAACGAUUCAGAUGGUCAGGACGUAAUAACCGGGAGAAGAUUGGUGUUCAUGUUGACUUUAAAGAAAUCUUAAACAUGGAGCCCUACUGCUGCAGGGAGUCCAUGCAGUCCCUCAGACCAGAAUGUUUUAUCUAUGACUUAUCUGCUGUAGUAAUGCACCAUGGGAAAGAAUUUGGCUCAGGACACUACACUGCCUACUGCUAUAAUUCUGAAGGAGGGUUCUGGGUACACUGCAAUGAUUCCAAGCUAAGCAUGUGCACUAUGGAUGAAGUAUGCAAAGCCCAAGCUUAUAUCUUGUUUUAUACCCAGCAAGUUACUGAGAAUGGACAUGCUAAACUCUUGUCUCCAGAACUCCUGUCUGGUAUCCUACCUCCUACUGAAGAAGCUGAGACCUCUAAUGAAAUGCCUAGUUAA
Messenger RNA from Pteronotus mesoamericanus, 2139 nucleotides. RefSeq names its product ubiquitin specific peptidase 44 (gene USP44). The transcript is spliced from 5 exons. Bases 1 to 2139 code for a protein of 712 amino acids. The record is from RefSeq and is a predicted model, not a curated record. Lineage: Eukaryota; Metazoa; Chordata; Mammalia; Chiroptera; Mormoopidae. Gene Ontology annotation, molecular function: zinc ion binding; cysteine-type deubiquitinase activity. Gene Ontology annotation, cellular component: cytoplasm. Gene Ontology annotation, biological process: protein deubiquitination.